Molecule: messenger RNA, 1529 nt
Organism: Chlorocebus sabaeus (green monkey)
Lineage: Eukaryota; Metazoa; Chordata; Mammalia; Primates; Cercopithecidae
Gene: HAGHL
Product: hydroxyacylglutathione hydrolase like
Molecular function (GO): hydroxyacylglutathione hydrolase activity
Source: RefSeq, a predicted model, not a curated record
AUGCUGGCUGGGCCCCGGACGGGGAGGUAUGUCUCUGCACCUCCGGCCUGAGAAGCGGGGCGCGCAGGUCCCAAUCAGGGGCCAGAGAACUCGGAAACGACUGGCUCAGCCGGGGCGUUCCGGAGGGCUUUCUGGAGGAGGUGCCAGCGCGGGGCGCGACGGGGUCGGAGCGCGCGCGCAGCGCCCCACCGGGCACGCGCACCCCCGGCUGCGGGCCUUGUGGUCUCACCGCGCGCAGGAUCCGGGCCGGGCGGGGGCGGGGCGCGUCCGCGGAGGGGGGCGGUUGGCUGCUCCCGAGCCCGGCGCCGCGCUCCGUCCAGACCCCGUGACCGGCAGCCGAGGCCCCGCCUCCGUCUGUCUGUCCUUCGGGCCGUCAGCGCAGCAGUGCGGGCACGGGUGGCCGAGCUUCGUGACCAUGAAGGUCAAGGUCAUCCCCGUGCUCGAGGACAACUACAUGUACCUGGUCAUCGAGGAGAUCACGCGCGAGGCGGUGGCCGUGGACGUGGCCGUGCCCAAGAGGCUGCUGGAAAUCGUGGGCCGGGAGGGGGUGUCUCUGACUGCCGUGCUGACCACCCACCAUCACUGGGACCACGCGCGGGGAAACCCGGAGUUGGCGCGGCUGCGUCCUGGGCUGGCAGUGCUGGGCGCGGACGAGCGCAUCUUCUCGCUGACGCGCAGGCUGGCGCACGGCGAGGAGCUGCGGUUCGGGGCCAUCCACGUGCGCUGCCUCCUGACGCCCGGUCACACCUCCGGCCACAUGAGCUACUUCCUGUGGGAGGACGAUUGCCCGGACCCACCUGCCUUGUUCUCGGGGGACGCGCUGUCGGUGGCCGGCUGCGGCUCGUGCCUGGAGGGCAGCGCCCAGCAGAUGUACCAGAGCCUGGCCGAGCUGGGCACCCUGCCCCCCGAGACGAAGGUGUUCUGCGGCCAUGAGCACACGCUCAGCAACCUGGAGUUUGCGCAGAAAGUAGAGCCGUGCAACGACCACGUGAGAGCCAAGCUGUCCUGGGCUAAGAAGAGGGAUGAGGAUGACGUGCCCACAGUGCCGUCGACUCUGGGCGAGGAACGCCUCUACAACCCCUUCCUGCGGGUAGCAGAGGAGCCGGUGCGCAAGUUCACGGGCAAGGCGGUCCCCGCUGACGUCCUGGAGGCGCUCUACAAGGAGCGGGCGCGCUUCGAGCAGGCAGGCGAGCCGCGGCAGCCACAGGCGCGGGCCCUCCUUGCGCUGCAGUGGGGGCUCCUGAGUGCAGCCCCACAGGAGUGACCCAUCCAGGCCCUCACAGGGCUAGGGCCUGCGUCCCUCCUCGUGACCUCAGCCAGGGGGACCCGCGCGAGGGCCACCUCUGGAACAUUCUUUGAGGCCCUGGCCAGCCGUUUGCGCAGCCUCAGAGUGUGCGCCUCGGCAGGCUUGUGCUUCCUGGGUGGACACACAGGACCACUGUGCGGGGCCGUGUGGGCCCCGAGACCUGAGUUUCUGGGAAGCGGCGCGCAUGGAGCUUCUGAACUACAAAUAAAGCUUCGAAAGGCCA